CAUCGACCGCUCGCUGUGAAACAAACGAGGCUGAUGAGGGCCGGCAGACCCGGACCGCCAAGCAUUCACCUUCUGUUGUCAGUUAGUCCGUCCAUCGAGAGUCAGGGCCAAGAAAGGAUGCCGAGGCGAUAUAUACGGCAUACGGAAGUUGCGGUCCCCCUUGGACCCGCCCCGCCGACUUCUUAAUAACCAAAUAUAUCUGCUGUUAGUAAAAGAAAAAAUAUGCCCGCCGUCUACUGUCUCAUCUACGGAGACGAUGGUAGCCGUGCCUUCUCUGUCAAUGUCCCAUCCGGCGUGUCUUUUACGGUCGCCCAAUUGCGACAGCUCAUCUUCUCGCAGUUGCCGAGCAGGUUCUCUGAGCGCUUUGGGGUGGCAGACAUCGCGCUUUACCGAGUGGACGAGGACAACGCACUCUCCACCGCUGACGAGCGCCUGCGACAGCGUAGCCCUCUUCCAUCCAUCGAUGCCACGUUCCUUGUAACCGGCCUCUACGACCCGCUAGCUGAGGUCUGGGAUUUUCUAUCAGAAGAAAAAUGCAAAGGCAGAGCUCGGAUCGAUAUCCUGGUCCAACUCCCAACCGACGCCGACGAGCACGAACUCGAUGCGCAAGAAGUACGACCUACCGCGCUGCCGCCGGCUUAUGCUGUGGUCGAACGGGUCUCUCAACAUCAAAACCAACUGCCCGUUGCAGCGUCGGGGAAGUUCUCGUCCCGUGCUGCUCAUGCACCCGGAACAUCGGCCGCUAGCCACCCGAAAUUCUUCCACACGCAACCUGCAUCGCAAAGCUCCGCAACCCAAAACACAGACAGACCCGUCCCCAUGAAAGACCAGCGCCCUAACCCUACCCGCCCCGUGGCCGCUCGCCCUAUCAACGGUCCCACCGCGACUUGCCAUUCAACACCGGCCCAAGCAUCCCGCGCCGGCAGUCCCGCAGUCCCGCUCUUCUCCAUCUCCACCGCCAACGAAGCCGAAAAGCGGUUCUCAACAGACGCGGACGGCCACACCAGGACCCCCUCCUGCCUCCCGCCUGCAGGAUCCACGAAACGUCGCUAUGUUAUCCUCGUCGCCGUCCUCGCCGUGCUGGCGGUAGUGGCUGGGACGGCUGUGGGGGUCGUGGUGAGCAGAAAGGCGCCUUCGGGUUCUGAGAGUGGUGGAUUCAAGUCCAUCACCUCGAAAGUCGCCGGCCCGACACCCGUUCCUACCCCCGUGACGGUCGGGAUACAACCACCAUAUAAUGUGACGGCCAAUGCCACGAGGUCCGCGCGCUAGCCCAUGACCCCCGUCCGGGCACUGUAGGCUUAGUGUCGGGGGUGAUAACUGGGUGAACCGUGGGAGUUGGCGUCGGGCGCGGUUGCGGGGGAUGUGGCGAGGAGGGGAAGUAGAGAAGUUGG
This is a messenger RNA of Fimicolochytrium jonesii, 1391 nucleotides long. RefSeq lists its product as uncharacterized. NCBI's taxonomy places the organism in Eukaryota, Fungi, Chytridiomycota, Chytridiomycetes, Spizellomycetales, Powellomycetaceae. The transcript is spliced from 2 exons. The record is from RefSeq and is a predicted model, not a curated record. The coding region runs from base 223 to 1269 and encodes 348 amino acids.